Molecule: messenger RNA, 2127 nt
Organism: Schizophyllum commune H4-8
Lineage: Eukaryota; Fungi; Basidiomycota; Agaricomycetes; Agaricales; Schizophyllaceae
Exons: 10
Coding region: 1-1800 (599 amino acids)
Cellular component (GO): nucleus; cytoplasm
Source: RefSeq, a predicted model, not a curated record
AUGUAUACAUGCGCAAGAUACGUGCUUGAUAACGCGUCUGAGUUGCUUCUGAAGUGCAGGGGACGUCAGGUUCGGGUAAACAAGGGCAACAGCGCCCAGCCUCCGGCUCGUUUCUCGCACCUCGGCAUUUGCCGAAUUCACAAGCCUCGCCAGUCGACGAAUCCGCGCCUUGAUCCAAACCUCCAUCAAGCCACUGGGCUUUCCAUCUGUGACUCCAAAUUCAGAGGAUUGAAUGGCAGCACCACCACCAGAAGGCAUAGGUCUUCUCCCCCCAAUCACUGGGCGACGCUCACCGCGGUUAUAGAACUCCCUAUACUGGAGGCAUUCAUCAGCAUCCGCAACCGAUUGACUGCCCUCAAGAAAGACCGGGGAGAGUACAUCAAGGCCUCCGAUGUGAACGCGCUGUACCAGGCAGUAGUCAAGCAAGGCGUGCUAAACGAAAUAAGGAACGACGAGACUGUAUACAACAACCGCGUGGAUGCUACAUUGGCCGAUGUCUUCAGCCUGCUCUCCCUCUUCUACCUCACGAUCGGCAAGACGCGAGAUGCGCCGGCCACGUACUCCCAGCUUGCCUCCAUGAGGCAAAUACUGGAACACAUGAACGAGUCCGCAGUAUACAGCGAGAGCGAUCUCGCACCCUUCAGGCGGCGAUUGAAGGACGUCCGCCAAAUCAUCUCACAGCAAAGUUCCCGCAACGCGAUCACCAAGCUCCUCGAGCGUCAAGCAAAGGAAUGCGACAGCCUGCUCUGCUCUAUGGAAGCCAACCUCUCCGUCCUCUCCGACGAGCUCGUGCCGAUUCACGAACGUCUCGUCAAGCUACGGCGCGCGCUCGUGACCCUCGCCGCCAAGGAGGGCUCGCACAAGGCGGAGCUCAAGCCCAUCGCGGAGGAGCUGCGCAAAAUCGACGCCCCCCGCCGCAGUCAGCGCGUGGACGGCAAGUUCCUCACCCCGGGCGGCGUCGUCCCCGCAUCGCAAGCCAUCUGCUCCGCCACACUCGAGGAGUGCUUUGAGAUCGUGCAGGAGAUCAAGGCGCAAGACGAGAGCAAGAACGUUGCGACGUCGCUGCUGCCCAUCUACGAUCGCCUCACGCAGAUCCGCCAAGAGCUUGAGGGCUUGGUCCUCACGCACCGGUGGAGCCUGCGCGAGACGGACCUGUGGAAUUAUUCGUUAAGCUUGCAAGAGAUCGACAAGAUGCGUGUCGAUGGCAAGUUCGUCGAUCAGGAGGGGAAUCGACCGCCGGGCCAAUACGUCCUGCUGUAUCUCCUUCGUCGCUGCUACGGCCUCAUCUACCGCUUGUUGUCGUCCAGCGAACCGGUAUCGGAGGAGCUGAUGCCUGUCGCGAACAAGCUGAACACGGUCAAGAAGUGCUUGAACGAAGUCCUCAAAUAUGGCGGCCCGUUCAGCCCUCGCGAUUUGUACCCCUAUCAGCUAGCCCUCUUCCAGAUCGACUCCAUGCGAAAGGACGGCAAGUUCGUCGGCGAGGAGGGCAACAUCCCCGAGGGCCAAGGCAUCGUCAUGGCCCACCUCAACGAGUGCCACGAGCUCAUUGAGAUGCUCAAAGAAGCCAUGGACGAAGGUGACUACGAGGACGAAGAAGAGUACGACGAGUCCGGAGUCGAGGAGGAAGAGGAAGGCCCGCCUGACAGCUCCGCGGAGGACGAAGACGACGAGAACACGCCGCAGGCGGAUGCCAAGUCUGGCUCGCUUCCCGCGAGCGGGGCGCGUACACCGUCCGCGGAGGAUGCGUUGGCCAGCGGGCAGCAGACCCCGGCGAAGGAGCCGGUUGCGCAGGGAGCAUAGAGCCCUGGUUUGCUUCGGUCUUCCAAGUUUGCGCAAGCUUCCUCUGGCCUGCUUGGUAUGCUCUGCUCUGCGCAAAGAUAUACUCGUAUGUUGCACGGACAUCUUUACGAUGACUUGAUUUCCUUCUUGUUGCUGUUCUCCAUUCCAACAUCUUUCUUUCUUGAAUUCGUUCGACCACUUUCCCAAAAUUCGUCCGACCACCUUUCCUGAAUUCGUUCGACCAUCUUUUCCCGAAUCUGUAUGCACAUCUGUAUCGUAGGAGGCCAUGCGCGAAUGCGCGCGUAAUGAUUGUAUCGUUAGCGAUGCGAGAACCCAAUGAUUUCAUUC